This is a messenger RNA of Microthlaspi erraticum, 225 nucleotides long. NCBI's taxonomy places the organism in Eukaryota, Viridiplantae, Streptophyta, Magnoliopsida, Brassicales, Brassicaceae. The record is from the annotation of a GenBank genome assembly.
AUGGCGAGCAACAUGGAAGUUUUCUGCGAGAUCUUAAUCGCGAUCCUUCUUCCGCCUCUUGGAGUGUGCCUCAAGCGUGGCUGUUGCACUGUAGAGUUCUUGAUAUGCUUGGUGUUGACAAUCUUAGGGUACAUCCCAGGCAUAAUAUAUGCGCUUUACGUGAUCGUGUUUCAGAACCGUGAAGGAGAGACUCAGGAUUACAGUGCCCCACUCAAUUCUGCGUGA